Messenger RNA from Diatraea saccharalis (sugarcane borer), 1115 nucleotides. Lineage: Eukaryota; Metazoa; Arthropoda; Insecta; Lepidoptera; Crambidae. The record is from the annotation of a GenBank genome assembly.
GAGCAAUCCGAGAGUGCGCGUGAAACUCGUGACACCGCGUAAUAACAAUGGAUUCAGCGAACAACUCUUCCGAUAUGCCUCCUUGUUUUCCUAAAAUAGAAAUGGACGCCGAGAGUGAUCGUGAAAAUAAGCGGGACAACAAAAUGAACUGGACAUCUGAAAACACAAGGAAACUAAUAGAAGUCUUAGAGAAAGAUUGUAAGGAACUGUGGGAUUCAAAACAUCCUUUGCAUAGGGAUCGUUGGGCACGUCAAACAAAGAAUGAGUAUUUGGCCAAUAUAUUUGGGACUACUCCUGAAGAAAUAAGUAGAAAGAUACACAACUUAAGGACACAGCUGAAUAAUGAAUUGAGGAAAAUUAAGCGGCGGCAAUCAGGGGGUGGGGAAGGGUCGGGCUCUGGGGGUAGUGGAUGGGAGUAUUUUGACGCCCUCUCUUUUCUAUUGCGUUCGUCGGGCGAUUCCAAAGACUUCUUUUGCACUAUGGGCGAGCCAGUUGAAGGAAUAGAAGGUGUAAAUCUUGAGUUAGCGGAAUUCCAAGCGAAUGAAGAGGAAGAAUUUGGUAUAGCAGCAAGGGCUCGUUCUUUAAUAUGCAAAAGCCCUCCGAAUAGAACAAGUCUGAGGGUGGCUGCUUCAGCACCACCCCCUGUGCCUCUUAGUGCACAUCCCAUGAUGUGGCACGAGGACGCUGUUCCUAAACUGAGACCAGGCUAUAACGCUGAUGAAUGUCAGAUAUUUGGUGACUUCGUAGCAUCUGAGCUUCGAAUGCUUCGUUCUGACGAAUCACGGAAAAGAUUAAAGCGGGUGAUACAAAAGGCAAUACUUCAGAUAGGCGAAGAGGAAGACAUGAAAGCGAAUAAUAAUAAUAGUAUACUCGAACGAUUGCAAUUCGUAACACCUGUUGAUAUCCCAGGACAAAGAGCUCGAGAACGUGAGAUUUUUUUGGCUCUGAACUCUGGACAUAUUGCUACGUUGUUAUCAAACAUCAUGGCGGAAAGAAAUGGCAUAUUUAUACCUAGGACACUGUACAAAAUGCGACUUGGACAAUUCCCGGACGGUCUCCAAACGCAACUCUGGAGAAGUUUGCGUGGAUGGCAGUCCUAUAUAGAUUGGUCCUAG